GGCCUCUUGCUCCAACUUUGUUUCAGCGCACUGGCCGUGCAAUCUACGGCCGAUGAUGAUCUGUCUUCGUCAAAUAUAUCCUGCAUCAGGUCACUUUCGCCAUGAUUGGGGUGGGGGGAGGGGGAAGAGUCCGCGUGUGUAGGUUUCGCUCGCGGCUUUCCUUCUUCUGGCUUCAGCUCAUGAUGGUGUUCGUGAUGAGCGGCCAGUUCCACUCUCUAAGCGGCCACAUGAAAAGGGAGGGCCUUGGGCAUAAUCGCCUCAAAGCUUGAACGGUGGAUAUCUGCCAGGAAUGCAUGUCAAAAAGCUUGUAUGUAAAGUGCACCGAAUAAAAAGCCCAGACUCAACCCGCGGCUACUGCUAAGCCUGUCGCUGUGACUCAUAGAUGGACGUGUCUUGCAGGCUAUGACUCUGUAGUAGACAGACAGUAGAUAGUACUAACAUCAAGAGCAACACUAAUCACCAGACAACACGCAAAUUGCUUUGCUUCCGCAGAAAAUGGAUUGCUCCUACAUCCCAGAAGAUAGCAACACCUGGGACCGCUUCUACCACCCCGACCCAGACGACGAGGACCCCCCAACAUUGGACGAAAUCCGAAUCCUGCGGGAAUUCGUCGAUUGCUACGGGACGUCUGAUGCCAUCGCGGCAGACGAAGCUGCUCGCAAUUUCAUGUCUCUUUGCAACGAUGACCGCCACGGUGGUAUUGUCGAUAAGGGCGAGCGCGUGGGGUGGUUAUUGUGGGAUGUGGGGAUUGAAAUGCCGCGGUAUCAACCUGCCAUUCUAAGAUUGAUCCGCACGUGGCGAUUCAAGGAGAGGUUGGAACGCUGGAUAAAGAUGGAGGCAUUUGAGGAGAUUUGGUUUACGGCUUGGCAACGUUGCUGGGACUGGAGAUACCCUGGGCAUGAAUACGAUGACGAAGGCUAUUCUGACUUUCUCAAUGCCAACGCUUUCAACGCGCAUCGUCUUGCAGCCUAUCCACCGGACUCUCCACGUUCAAACGAACUAGGCAGGGCAUACCAGCUCAUCAUCUUCACGCUGGAGCAGGAUCCAUGGAAUCAUAUACCGGAGUCCUUACAGAAGGGAACCCGCUCCCCGCGAUUAAUUGACCGUACCUGGUGUAUCACAUCGCUGGACACUGAUGUGCAUGCCCUGGUGCCUUUUAUACAAAUUGCUGGGCACAUCAUCUUCCGUUUCAUAGGCAGGAAGGACCUCUCCGGGUGGGACUCUAUGAAAUACCCCGAUUCUAAUCUGUGGAAGGGAGAUACCAUGUUCUCACUAGAUCGCUGGGAGUUCUGGAGAGAGCGACUGCGAUGGAUAAGUGAGCAAGAUGAGCUUAAAGAAAGGACGCGUUGCGAAGCCCGGAUGUUAGAGAAACUUAUGCUGAGUAUUCAGCAACAUACGGAGUAG
Molecule: messenger RNA, 1404 nt
Organism: Aspergillus novofumigatus IBT 16806
Lineage: Eukaryota; Fungi; Ascomycota; Eurotiomycetes; Eurotiales; Aspergillaceae
Exons: 4
Coding region: 496-1404 (302 amino acids)
Source: RefSeq, a predicted model, not a curated record